Messenger RNA from Lathyrus sativus (Indian pea), 1314 nucleotides. The record is from the annotation of a GenBank genome assembly. Lineage: Eukaryota; Viridiplantae; Streptophyta; Magnoliopsida; Fabales; Fabaceae.
AUGAAAUUUCGUCCUUUUAUGAUGUUUGCUGGAAAUGGGUUGUUUUAUCCCAUUUUGGGUUUUGCGUCUUUUGUGGUUUUUAUUUACAUGUCUUUUGGAGGGUUAAGGUUUAGUCUUGAAGAGGAGAAAGAAUUGGGGUUUGUGAUGAGAAAUGGGACACGGUUUAUGUUGGAUGGUAAAGAGUUUUAUGUGAAUGGGUGGAAUUCUUACUGGUUGAUGGAUCAUUCUGUGGAUUUUUCGUCGAGAUUUAAGGUUCGUGAAAUGAUGAAAAUUGGUGCUAAAAUGGGACUCACUGUUUGUAGAACUUGGGCUUUCAAUGAUGGUCAUUAUAAUGCUCUUCAAAUUUCACCUGGUCACUUUGAUGAACAAGUUUUCCAGGCUUUGGAUUAUGUUAUAGCAGAAGCAAGGCAAAAUGGAGUCCGGCUGCUUCUUAGCUUAGUAAAUAACCUGCAACCGUAUGGUGGGAAGAGUCAGUAUGUCAAAUGGGCGUGGCAAGAAGGUGUAGGAUUAAGCGCGUCCAAUGAUUCUUUCUUCUAUGAUCCAUCAAUCCGUAGUUAUUUCAAGAAUUACAUCAAGACUGUCUUGACAAGGAGAAAUACUUUCACCGGAAUUGAAUAUAGAAACGACCCCACCAUUUUUGGAUGGGAAUUGAUUAAUGAGCCUCGUUGCAUGACUGAUCGUUCCGGAGACACUCUGCAAGAGUGGAUAGAAGAAAUGUCGGCUUUUGUGAAAUUGAUAGACAAUAAACAUCUGCUGACUAUUGGGAAUGAAGGAUUUUAUGGUCCUAAUGACCCAAAAGAUUUGACUGUCAACCCGAAUUAUUGGGCAUCCAAACUUGGAUCAGAUUAUAUUCGGAACUCCAAAGUCUCUAAUAUUGACUUCACCUCAGUUCAUAUCUACCCAGAUCAAUGGUUUCACGAGGAUGAGAAAGCAAUUGAAACUCAACUGAAAUUCGUCUACAAGUGGAUGCUGUCCCACAUUGAAGACGGUGACAAAGUACUAAAUAAGCCGGUCUUGUUCUCCGAAUACGGAUUAUCAAAAACAAACCAGAACUUCACCAUAUCCGCCCGAGAAAAGAUGUACGAAACAAUUUUAAACAUCGUUUACAAAUCUGCAAAGAGAAACAGGUCUGGAGCAGGUGCUCUAGUUUGGCAAUUCUUAGUUAGUGGAAUGGAAGACUAUACGGAUGAUUACGGGAUAGUUCCGGGGGAAAGUUCGUCGACACAAUCACUAUUUAUAAAACAUUCAUGCAGAUUGGCCAAACUCAAGGGAUGGAUUUCUCAACAGGAUGUAAAUUUCAAACAACUUUGUUAG